UAAAAAAAAAUAAAAAUUCGCACGCUUUCCUCAUUCGUAAUCCCAAGCCCAACGCCCCUUUUCCCUUUCCUCUUCUUCUUCUCCAUUUCUUCACCAAUCUCUUUUCCUUCAUAUUUCUGCAAAAUUCUCAUCGUCUUUUCAUUCUGAUCGCCCUCCUAGCCGCCGCCACCGCCUCCCCUUCCGCCUUGCUGAUUCUUAUCUUCUUCUUCGUCGUUGUUCAUGGAAGCUGGAGUCGAUACGCCUUCUCCGACCGAGAGAAGAGGGGGUUUAGGGAUAUCGGUGGACCUUUCGCCUGGUGAUUCUCUCUUAUCUUCUUCUUCUUCUUCUUCUUCUUCUCAUUCAUCUUGUUCUUCUCCACCGAGAAUUCCGAAGCGACUUCGUCAGAGACUUCUCGUGGAGUGUAAGUCUCCCAGUACUGUGGAGGAAAUUGAGGCUAAGCUUCGUCAUGCUGAUCUUCGUCGUCAGCAACAUUAUGAGAAGUUGUCCAGCAAGGCUCGACCAAAGCCGAAAAGUCCAUCACAUUCUUCUUCUCAGGAGGGAGACCUUGGUCAGCGGCUUGAAGCAAAACUCCUGGCUGCAGAGCAGAAGAGGUUGAGCAUAUUGGCUAAUGCUCAGAAGCGUCUUGCUAUGGUGGAUGAGGUACGACAAGUCGCUAAAACAGUUGUGGAGAGACGUAAAGAGAAAGAGCGUGAGAAGCUUGGCAAGGAAGUUGCAACUCGAGCACAGCAAGCGGAGGCCAAUAGAAUGCUUAUCCUGAAGGCUUACAGGCAGCGAAGGGCCUCACUGAUGGAAAGGUCAUCGAUGUCAUUGGUAAGAAAGAUGACUUGGGAAAAUAAGUACAAGGAGCGAGUGCGUGCUGCAAUUUCUCAGAAGCGUGCAGCUGCUGAGAAAAAACGGCUGGGUUUGUUGGAAGCAGAAAUAAAGAGGGCACGUGCUCGAGUGUUGCAGGCUCGCCGUGUGGCUAAGUCUGUAUCUCAACAACGUGAGCUUGAGAGGACGAAAAUGAAGGAUAAGUUGGAAGAUCGAAUGCAAAGGGCAAAAAGAAAAAGAGCAGAAUACUUGAGGCAGAGAGGAAGGCCAAAUAUAGCUAGUCGAGUAAAUAUUAUUAGGAUGCAAAAACAGGCUGACAUCCUAUCCCAAAAAUUAGCAAGGUGCUGGAGGAGAUUUCUCAAAUUGAGGAGGACUACUUUAACAUUGACUGAAGCAUACAAUUCCUUGAACAUUAAUGGAAUAUCUGUUAAGUCCAUGCCUUUUGAGCAGUUUGCUGUUCUGAUUGAAUCAAGUUCGACUCUCCAAACGGUUAAAGCAUUACUUGAUCGACUUGAAAGCCGCUUGAAAGUCGCUAAGGCUGUUGCUGCUACAAGUUAUUCAUUUAAUUUUGAAAAUAUUGACCACCUCCUCAAGCGAGUUGCUUCUCCUAAAAGGAGGUCUACUCCAAGUUCUUCAAGGAGCAGAAACACAAGAAAAGUAGUAGUUAGGGAGGUACCUAAAAGUAUUGCUAAACCAUCCAGAUAUCCAGUUAGAGUGGUCCUUUGUGCUUAUAUGAUACUGGGUCAUCCUGAUGCCGUUCUUAGUAGUCAGGGACAACGUGAGAUUGCUCUGGCAAAGACUGCACAAGAAUUUGUCAACGAGUUUGAACUAUUGAUAAAGAUUAUAUUGGAAGGGCCAAUUCAGAGUUCGGAUGAUGAAUCAGAAUCUUCACAAAAACAGUGGACCUUCAGAUCUCAGCUUGCUGCAUUUGAUAAAGCAUGGUGUUCCUACCUGAAUUGCUUUGUGGUGUGGAAAGUGAAGGACGCACGAGCUCUAGAAGAGGAUUUGGUGAGAGCUGCUUGUCAUCUCGAAUUGUCUAUGCUCCAAACUUGCAAGUUGUCAGCUGGUGGAGAAGAUAAUGCUCUUACGCAUGAUAUGAAGGCCAUCCAGAAGCAGGUCUCUGAUGACAAGAAACUUUUAAGAGAAAAGGUUCAGAACCUCAGUGGAGAUGCUGGGAUUGAGCGUAUGGAAAGUGCUUUAUCUGAAACACGAUCUAAGUACUUUGAGUCUAUAGAAAAUGGAAGCCCUUUCAGUUCGCCAGUUGCACAGUUUAUAUCUUCACCUAUUUCCAACUCAGGUGGUCCUUAUGUUUCAAGAUCAGAUGUCAGGAGCAAUGAGGACAAGUAUAUUGAAAGGCCAGCUCGUGUAAUCCGCUCUUUAUUCAGGGAAGAUCAAAUGGUGGCUAAACCAAGUGAUUUACCUGAAUCUAGAAGAAGCAUUCCAGGAGGCCAGUUAGGGUCUGUUGGAGACUUGACCACUGAAAAUGAACUUUUGGUAAAUGAGUUCCUUCUCCAGCAACAUCCUUUUCCUGACAGUUUGGCCAUGAUUGAAGAAGAUCAAAAUAGCAUUCAGGUAAAGAUGAGAGAAACAAUGCAGAAGGCCUUCUGGGAUGGUGUCAUGGAAUCCUUGAAACAGGAAGAGCCCAACUACGAUUGGGUGGUUCAGCUUGUGAGAGAGGUCCACGAUGAACUUUGCAGUAUGGCUCCAGAGAGCUGGAAACAGCAGAUAACUGAAGCCUUUGACAUAGACUUUCUUUCCCAGGUACUCAAGUCGGGGAACAUGGAUAUGGACUACCUUGGGAGAAUUUUGGAGUUUACAUUAGUCACAUUGCAGAAGCUCUCGUCUCCUUCAAAAGAGGGCCAGCUGAAGGCUAGUUACGAGAGUUUAUUUGGAGAGUUAACUGAGAUAUGUCCUCAUACCGAAGAUAAAUCGAAGAAUCCAUGUGAGAUUGCCUUGAUUAGGGGUCUGCAAUUUGUCCUGGAACAGAUUCAGGUGCUCAAACAAGAGAUAAGCAAAGCUCGUAUAGGAAUUAUGAAGUCGAUUUUAUCCGGACCCCAUGGUUUUGAUUAUCUUAGAAAAGCUUUUGCCAACCGAUAUGGGGUUCCAUCUGAUGCCAACACCAAGCUUCCAAAAACAAUGCAAUGGCUGUCGUCUGUAUGGCAUUGCAAAAACCAGGAAUGGGAAGAACACAAAAACUUGUUAUCAUCAUUGUUUGUAGUUUCCGAGGGAUCAUUGCAGGGCUGUCUUCCAUCCACCUCUCUAAGAACCGGUGGAGGUAUUGUCCGGCCGGGGAAUUCAAGCCAACAGACUUAUAAUACUGCCAGAGAAACUACAGGCAAUGAACAACCGGAAUGUGGUGGAGGAGAAUUGGAUAUAGCUAUCAGGCUGGGACUUCUAAAGUUGGUUACUGGUGUGUCUGGUGUAACACAAGAAGUAAUUCCAGAAACGUUCAGUCUUAACCUUAGUCGGAUAAGGGCUGUUCAAGCUGAAGUUCAGAAACUAAUUGUCUCAACAACAAGCAUACUUGUUUGCCGGCAGAUCCUCCUGAGCCAGGGAAGUUCAACAAUGACCACUACAGACCUAGAAACCGCAGUCUCGAAUUGCGCUCAACAGCUUUCAAACAUGUUAGACCGAGACGAAAAUGCAGGAAGCGAAGAAAUUACCGAGGCAAUAGUUAAAUUCACAGGAGAUGGUGAUGCGGAGGUGCUUCAAUCAAGGAGGGUAGUCGUCAGUCGGAUGAUACAAAAAUUCUUGCAGGCAGGGGAUGCCGUGUUUGAAAAGGUGUCACGUGCCGUUUACUUGGGAGCGAGAGGAGUCAUUCUAGGUGGAAGCGGAAAGACUGGAAGAAGAUUAGCAGAAAUGGCUCUCCGGCAAGUCGGAGGUGCCGUGCUAACCGAAAGGAUGGUGAAAGCUGCCGAAGUUUUAGUACAGGUAGCCACUGUAUCAGUUAAGGUUCAUGAAGGAUGGUACGUUGAUUUGGUUAAUUUGAUUGAUUGUGAAAUAUGAAGGAAUGGGAUGGAGAGUAUAAAUAAGAAAAAUGUAAAGAAGAAACCACAUGUGUAUAUAAUAUAAAAUUAGUGUGUGAAAAGAAGAAAGAAUUGUGUAGUGGAUAGUGUUGUAGCAAGGUGUAAUUAAUUGAAUGUGUAAAUGUGACGUGGAAUUAAUAAUAAAAUUGUAUUUAUUA
Benincasa hispida (wax gourd) is the source of this 3994-nucleotide messenger RNA. Its product is annotated as T-complex protein 11. NCBI's taxonomy places the organism in Eukaryota, Viridiplantae, Streptophyta, Magnoliopsida, Cucurbitales, Cucurbitaceae. The record is from RefSeq and is a predicted model, not a curated record. Gene Ontology annotation, biological process: signal transduction.